This is a messenger RNA of Hypanus sabinus (Atlantic stingray), 1034 nucleotides long. RefSeq names its product protein phosphatase 1 regulatory subunit 14B-like. Bases 262 to 663 code for a protein of 133 amino acids. Gene Ontology annotation, biological process: regulation of phosphorylation; innate immune response. The record is from RefSeq and is a predicted model, not a curated record. Lineage: Eukaryota; Metazoa; Chordata; Chondrichthyes; Myliobatiformes; Dasyatidae. The transcript is spliced from 4 exons. Gene Ontology annotation, cellular component: cytoplasm. Gene Ontology annotation, molecular function: protein serine/threonine phosphatase inhibitor activity.
ACGGAGAGGGGGAAGGGAGAAGCGCGACAGGAGAAGAAAAAGCGAGGGUGCGAGGGGGAAGAGGGAGAAAGAGCGAGGAGAGGGGCAAGAGAGAUUUCGAGGAGAGGGGAAGCCGAGAGUGUGCGCGGAGGGAGAGGAGUGUGUGUGGAGGAGAGAGAGAGACAAAGAGCGAGGAGGAGAGAGGGAGGGAGAUCAGCAAGAGGGCGACACAAAGAGGAGAGGGCCGGGCUGGAGCGGACCGUGCCCGCUCCGACGGCGGGAAUGGCUGCGGUGGGCGCGCCGGACAGUAGCCCCCAGCCCCGCGUCUAUUUCCAGGCGGUGAGCGGCGCCGAGGACCCCGAGCCCCCGCAGAGGAAACAGGGCAAGGUGACGGUGAAGUACGACCGGAAGGAGCUGAGGAGGCGCCUCAACCUGGAGGAGUGGAUCAUCGAGCAGCUCACUGUGCUGUACGACUGCGAGGAGGAGUCCAUCCCCGAGCUGGAGAUCGACGUCGACGAGCUGUUGGACUUGGCCAGCGACGAGGAGCGGGCCGCUAGAGUGAAGGAUCUCCUGAUUGACUGUUACAAGCCUACUGACGAAUUUGUGAAGGAACUUCUCAGCCGGAUCCAAGGCAUGCAGAAAUUCAACACACCUCAGAAGUACAGCCCCCACCAGCCGAAGUGAAGGGAGGGGGUUCAGGGGGUGUGCUGGGGAACUUGAGGUGGGACGGAUUGGGGGGGUAGAGGAGAGGGAGGAGGGUUUUGGAGGGUGCGAUAUGAGUAGUGGGAGGCAGGGAGAAGGCCUCAGGACUGGGUUGCCAAGGCAACGGUCUGGGGGGGGUUCUGGUGGGAUCUCUGUACUCUCCCUCCCACCUACCCCACCCAGGGGAAUAUCGGGGAGGUCGUCGAUUCCGCCGCCAAUUCAGUGCCUCCCGUUCACGCCUGGAGGUUUUAUUUUUGCUGUAAUUAAUUUUAUUAACGUGUAAACUGGUGUUUUUUUUUUAUAUAUGAAAAGGAAUUAAAAAAAAACUUUACUUUAAAAAAAAGGAAGCGAAA